Messenger RNA from Caenorhabditis briggsae, 933 nucleotides. The transcript is spliced from 5 exons. The coding region runs from base 1 to 933 and encodes 310 amino acids. The record is from RefSeq and is a predicted model, not a curated record. Gene Ontology annotation, molecular function: protein binding. Lineage: Eukaryota; Metazoa; Nematoda; Chromadorea; Rhabditida; Rhabditidae.
AUGAGUGGACCAAACUCGUAUAGGCUUACAUUCAAUUUACCAGUAUUACACGAUGACAAUGGUCGUGGUUAUGUAUCGAUGGCUCAGGAAGCGGAGAAUGUUUAUUGGCGUUGCGGGGUUGUUGGAGUCGAGAACGGAAAGCUUGGAAUUCAGUUGAUGUGCAAUUCAGAAGAUAGAUCAAAUUUCUGGAGUAUGGAUAUAGAUUAUGAGGCUGCUCUUUGGUUUGAGGGAAAAGGGCAUCAACAUAAAACUGGAAGCCAUCACCAUGUAGCUCGGAAGUACCUAACUCUUCACUUUCCACUGGAUAUUUGUAGAAAAAUAUCCACUAAACAAUAUGGAAUGACUGUCAAAUAUGUAGUUAAAAUUAUGAAAAAAGUCGGUAUUCGAGAAAAGAGAAUUCAUAAUUUCUCAAUUCGAGAAAAGCAUAUUUCCAAUUUGGCACUGAUCGUAGAAGGAAAAACGAUUUAUUGCAAUAAAGAGAUAUUGGCAAUGAAUUCAGAAGUGUUGAUGGACUUAGUGUAUCCGGACAAUUUCAAAGGAGUACAAGAGUUGAAACUUCCCGACGAUUUUAAAUAUGACAAGCUGCUUCGACUCAUAAAACUUUUUCACGAUGAUAGUGACGCUAUAGACUGUAAUAACGUGGAAGAAACUCUAGAGAUGGCUUCAAAUCUGAAAUGUGCCACUGCCAUCCUCCGAUGUGAACGUUGGCUCAGCAAAACUCAGUUGAUGACUGCGAAAGCUAAAAUGAAAUUAGCUGAGAAGUAUUCACUGGUUGAUUUGCAGAAUGGCUGCAUUGAAAUGCUGAAGACGUCUCAUGAAGUUCAACGUCUAUUUGAGAAUCCCCAGGAUUUCACAGACAGCGAAAUUGUGGAGCUCAUGGAUAGAGUUACACUCUCCAUCGUGGGCCAUUCGUAUGACGGGUUCCCCAAAUGA